This is a messenger RNA of Globicephala melas (long-finned pilot whale), 6058 nucleotides long. RefSeq names its product acyl-CoA oxidase 3, pristanoyl (gene ACOX3). Gene Ontology annotation, biological process: lipid homeostasis; fatty acid beta-oxidation using acyl-CoA oxidase. The record is from RefSeq and is a predicted model, not a curated record. Gene Ontology annotation, cellular component: peroxisome. Gene Ontology annotation, molecular function: pristanoyl-CoA oxidase activity; fatty acid binding; FAD binding. Lineage: Eukaryota; Metazoa; Chordata; Mammalia; Artiodactyla; Delphinidae.
CUGGGACUUCGGUCUAUGUCCCGGGGACGAGCGGUGAGCGUCUUCUGUGUGCGCUGGGCGGUGCGAGGACUCGCGAGCCGGAGGGCCUGGCGCGUUCCGAAGGUGGCGGGAGCGAUGGCGCCCCUUGGGGAAGGGAGCGAUGACCCUGUGCUGCCAGACCUGCCCCGGGGGCCCCUGCAUGCGGCCCGCGCCCGCGCCUCCUUCCCCUGGAAGGAACUGGCGCUGUUCUGGGAAGGGCCGGACAUGCUGCGCUUCAAGAAAAACAUCUUCUUGGCGCUGGAGAACGACCCCCUCUUCGCCCAUCCCCCCGACAGUCUCUCGCUGGAGAAGUACCGGGAGCUGAACUUCCUGCGCUGCAAGCGGGUCUUCGAAUACGACUUCCUCCGCGUGGAGGACUUGCUGGGGAGCCCGCUGAGGGUCCUGGCGCUGAUCCAGUGCCUGGGCAUGUACGACUGGUCCCUGGCCACCAAGUUCUUCCUGCACACGCUGACCUUUGGAUCAGCGAUCUACAGCUCUGGUUCUGAAAGGCAUUUCAAAUAUCUUCCAAAGAUCUUCAAUAUGGAGAUUUUUGGAUGUUUUGCUCUGACUGAAGUGAGUCACGGGAGUAAUACCAAGGCCAUGCGGACGACCGCACACUACGACCCCACCACUGAGGAACUCAUCAUACAUUCCCCUGACUUCGAAGCCGCCAAGUUCUGGGUUGGCAAUCUGGGCAAGACGGCUACGCACGCGGUGGUGUUUGCCCAGCUGUACACGCCGGGGGGCCAGUGCCACGGGCUGCACCCCUUUGUCGUGCAGAUUCGGGACCCGAAGACCCUUCUUCCCAUGCCAGGGGUGAUGGUUGGCGACAUCGGAAGGAAGCUUGGACAGAACGGUCUGGACAACGGAUUUGCCAUGUUCCACAAGGUCAGGAUUCCUCGCCAGGACCUGCUGAACCGCUCAGGAGAUAUCACCCCCGAGGGCACCUACGUCACCCAUGUUAAGGACGCCAGGCAGCACUUCAGCGAGUCCCUGGGCAGCCUGUCCUCCGGCCGGGUCGCCAUCGCGGGCAUGUCCGUCGUGAACCUAAAGCUGGCCGUGUCCAUAGCUCUGCGUUUCUCAGCCACCAGGCGUCAGUUUGGACCAACAGACGAGGAGGAAGUACUGGUGCUGGAGUAUCCAAUGCAGCAAUGGCGUUUACUCCCGUACCUGGCCGCGGCCUAUGCCUUGGACCACUUUUCCAAAUCUCUCUUCCUGGAUCUGGUGGAGCUUCAGCAAGGCCUUCUGGGGAAAGACCGGAGCGCCAGGCAGGCAGAGCUGGGACGCGAGAUCCACGCCUUGGCGUCGGCCGGCAAGCCCCUGGCCUCGUGGACGGCCCAGCGCGGAAUCCAGGAGUGCCGGGAGGCGUGCGGAGGACACGGCUAUCUGGCCAUGAACCGUCUGGGAGACCUCAGAGAUGACAACGACCCGAACUGCACAUACGAAGGCGACAACAACGUCUUGCUGCAGCAGACCAGCAACUACCUGCUUGGCCUGCUGGUGCGCCGGGACCAAGACGGUGCCCGCAUUGAGAGCCCGCUGAAGACCGUGGACUUUCUGGAAGCCUAUCCCAACCUCCUUGGCCACGGGUUCGAGGCUUCCAGCCCUGAGGACUGCUUGGACUCCUCAGGUCGCUGGGUCCUCCGGGUGAAGGAGCCGCCCCCUCCCUUACUCGGAGGAUGGAGAGCAUGUGACACAUCGCAGCAUCAGCAGCUGCGGGCACUGGGCGUGCCGUCUCUGGGGGACCCCGCCGGGCUGCACCGCGGCUCACGUCUCCAGGAGAGGAGACCACGGCUGCCCAGUCCACCCCAGUGCACCCCAGUGCAUGUCAGCGGCCGGAGCAGGCGUCAGACCCGGGCUGGGCUGACUUGCCGGCUGUCUCUCCUCCACCUUCUUCAUCACCAUCAUCAUCCAGAAACACUGCUGCUAGUAACUGCUUCGUCUCCCUCACCACACUUCGUUACAGCUUUUCUGACAAUAACGCACCUCCUUUAUCUCCCUUUUUAAAGUGCUAAGAGGACACAGGGACACACUUGAAGAUCUCUUUCUGAUGCUUACAGAGCUCCCCAAAUGUUGCUCCAGGAAGCCCCCGGAAAUGACCUAAUCAUUCUAAUAACAUCAACCCCACCGGAAUGUUUUCCCCUAAUACUGUCCCCCACUGUAAAAUCAGAACGUAAGCACGUGGUCUGCCAGCUUCAGGAGGUGUCCGCUGUGCCCGCUGUGCCCCUUCCCCGCUCGCUGGAGCUGUGGACGCAGGAGCUGUGUUGCGCGCCGGCCAUCAGGAAGCACGCCAGGGCAGCGUCAUCUGUUUUUCCUGUGGGUGCUCUAAUUUCUGCUCGUUCCAACAAAGUGAAAACAUUUUCUGGAGCAAAAAACGCAAACAAAAUUCAUUUGACAAAAGGGGCUUGGCGUCCAACACUGACGGUCGGGAGCCCACAGCCAGCCGUUCGUCUCCAGGGCAUUCGAUCAUGAAAUCCCACACCUCGGGGCCGGCCUUUGUCUCAGCUGCAUCUUGGGUAAAAAGUCCAUAAAUGACAUAUGACCCUGGGGCUCUGUAGGGCUGGACACUCAAGACCUUUCCAGUAUUGAGCGAGGGCUGUCUGCAAGGUCAGGAGAUUUUUCCUCCAGGGAUUAAAAGGUUUAUUUGGAGAGGGAGGGGCCGGGUGGGGCAGCUCUCUGUCUGCUUCCUCUGAUUUAUGUGCUGAGGAUGCGUGUGUGCUGAGGAUGGGUUUAACAAAUGGUCCUGAGUGUUGAGGAGCUGCACGUCGCUUAAUAACUGAGGCCCAGUUUUUUCCUUUAGUUGGCUUAUUUGCAAAAAUAUUAAAUAAUUGGAGUUCAGCGUGUUGGCUGCUCUGACCAUUGUGUAUACACACAGGACAGUAGGGUUGUGUAGCAUCACGUGUUCAGAGGGGUACAUGGUGCGGUCAGCACACCGCCCAGAGGUUGGAAGCUCAGGGUCUGGAGUCAGCUGUGUAACCUCGAGCUAGAUGCUUAACCUCUCUGAGCCUCAGUUUCCCCUGUAAGGUAUCAAGAGGGAAUGCGGUACCCCCCGCCCUCGUGGGCGGCUCACCGCCAUGAGCUGGGGCCCUCCCUUGGGAAUGGUGGGUGCAGAGUGACCCCUGUAGCGCGAGUUAGCUAUUUCCCAGGAAGGCGGCUUGCAAGGUGGGUCUUGGAGGUUCAGAGCCGUGUGUUUGGGGAGCAGUCAGCCAGCCACACAGGAGCCGUGGGGUGGGCAUGGUGGGAGAGCAGGUGGCUCCCACACCUGGGGCUGUGUGCCAGCCGAGGAUCUGGGCCAGGUGGCCAAGCCUUGCUUUCUGGGGCGCACCUGGGCCAGAGCCCCACUUUGGAAGGCGUGCUCUGGUGCCGACGCAGAGCAAGGCUGGACUCGGGAGAGCAGCCAGAGGACCAGAACCCGGGCAGGGGCAGCACAGGAGAGAGCGACGGGAGCUGGGUGAGGGCACGGGGGACGGUCGGGGGGAUGGUCAGGUGGUACGUUCGAUGGAGGGCCAGGUGAGAGACCCCCUGGGGGGUGGGUGCUGGUGAAACUGGGAGUUCAGGGGUCCCACGUUAAGUGCCCGGUGGGCGUGUCGGGGAGCCCCGACACUGAGAGGCCAGGCAGGUGGGCAGACCUCGGAGUGAUUGACCGUAGUGACAGUGGCCACCCUGGGAGCGCGCCUGGGUGGGAGGAGCCGGCGUGGGGAGACAGGCAGCGCUCAGGGCCUUCGAGGGGUGCAGGGGAGCGGCCAGGGGAGCCCCGAGGAGGCCAUUUGUGACCCAGGAACCUGGGAGGGACUUGGGGACUGAAGUUGAAGCAGCAUUUGUCUUGGGCCGUCAGCAGCCCCCAAGCAAGAGCGUUACCGCCCACCUGUGCCGGUUUCCCCCAGUUUGCUCCCGAUGACUCCUCACGCCCAGACGGACUCUGCGAGCGGCCCGCACGCCGCCGGCUGCGAUGGUACCUUUUGUGUGCUCGCUGGGGGCUCCGCCCUUCCGUGUGAACACGGAGCGGUGUGACCCGCUUCUCUGUGAAACACUAAAGGCUAAACGUGGAAUUUCUAGGAAAAACGUUCCAGCAACUCACGUAUCAAGCUUGCUUCUCACUCGGAGCACAGAGCAAACCGUGAACUGGUUGCUGACGUCAGCACGGGGGCUCCACGUGGUGCGGGGCCCCCGGGGAGCCGGGUCGCUUCUGCAGGGGGUCGCCUGCCCGGGCAGCGUCGGGGAAGAGUCCGGAGGAGCCGCGCCUGCUGCGUCGUGGGAUGGUGGGGCCCCUGGCUGGGGUCAGGAAUUAGCCUGAGAGGCUGCUGGCCUUGGUGACUUCCUGGGUUUUGUUGCCACGUAAAUAGAUCAUGGAAAAUCUGAGUCCCCGUGGCGCCCACCUGUUACCGUCUUGGUGACGGUCCAUCCGGCAGGAAGAGUUUAGCCACAAAGACCCUGGGACACACACGCGUCAGAGUGGGCCCCGUCGGCAUCAGAGCUGGUUUCCAGUGUCCACCCGGCUUUUCAGGGAUGUCCUGAAGGGCAGCGCCCUGGGCCGCUGGUUUGUGGGUGUCCCGUGGCACAGGACUGGGUGUGAAAACAGCAGGAAUGUGUCCUGGACCGAAGCUCACUGCCCGGGUGUGGGCGGGGCCGCACUCCCUCCGGAGGCUCCGGGGAGGCUCCCUCCUCAUCUCCGCAGUUCGUGGGGGCUGCAGGCAUCCCUGGGCUUGUGGCUGCGUCCCCCAUCUCUGCCUCUGCCUUCGCACGGCCUCUCUUCUGUGUGUGCGCUUCUCCUUCUUCUCAUUGGAUUCAGGGCCACCCUGAUCUAGGAUGACCCCGUGUUGUCACGUCAUUCCAUCUGCAAAGACCCUGUGCCCAAGUAAGGGCACGUUCACAGGUUUCAGGGGGUUAGGACAUGCCCCGUUCCAGCCACCCCACCCGGCAGGCCUCUGGGAGGGGUGCGGGUCCCAGGUCCGCGCCCCCGCCCCCCUGGGCUCCCUGAGAACAGCUGUGUGAGCUCGGGCUGCUUGCGGCCUUUGAGCCGAUUCCUCAGCCCAGUGACAUGGAUCGUCUGCUCUUUAAUCAAGUUCUCAGCUGUGCUGUGAGGUAACGGAUACGACAGCGUGAAACAGUCGGGGGUCCGUAGCAGAACCCGUAGCAGUGGGUACCAUGCGUCAUCUUCCCAGGGAACGGGCUGUGUGACAUCGAAGGAAAUCCCAGGUGCCCCGUGUCCCGCCUUUGUACCCAGACCCAGUUCGGCCAGAUCCCACCUGGGAGUCUGGAGCUGGGAGCAGCUGCAGGCCCCGCGGGCCUGGGCGCCCUGGCUCUGGGCCCUCUGCCUGGGUCGGGCGGGAAAGCGUGGACGCAGAGCCACGUAGCCAGGUCACACUCCACACCCCUACCCCGCUCGCUCGCUGUGUGCCUGGGCUCGUCCUCACGCCCUGUGUCCUUAACGGAAGAGGCGGUAGCCGUCCUGCCGGGCAGGCUGUUCUGAGGUCGCCGAGUCCUCGGAACUAGCGGAGAUGUGGCGAGAAGGACCCACAGAUGCGGGUGAGGCGCUGGGGCGUGGGGAGGAGGACGGAGGUCUUCCUCCAGCCCCUUCCAGCCCAUCCCUGUCUGUCUACACCCCUGCCGUGUGCUUCCUCUCUGCACUUCAGGGCUCUCGGGUGAGGGGGGCAAGGCGUCAGGGGAGCCGGUGUGAGGUCCAGGGCCCCAGGGCCGGGCUGGCCAGGUGGACAGGGCGCCCCUCCUCCUACCGCCUGCUGGAAAGUCGUCCGGACGUCCGUGCAGAUCCGAGUUUCUUCCAGACUGUGUAUCCUCAUCGUAAAUGAGGUGCUUGCCCCCAAAGCGCCUCCGUGACCCUGUGGGCUCUGUGGCUACCAGAACCAUGGAGAACACGGGCUGGCCUCACAGCAGAGCCAGGAAAUACCCUCACCUGGGCCUGUCCCAGCCCGGCCACCACCCGGGCUGUGCCGUGGGCAGUCCCUCAGUUUCCGCACCUGUAAACUGGAGAGCUGAGUUCUCGACAAGGGUGAGACGCCCUACGGUGACAUCGGUUACAGUU